This is a messenger RNA of Penicillium arizonense, 1794 nucleotides long. RefSeq names its product transcription factor domain-containing protein. The record is from RefSeq and is a predicted model, not a curated record. Bases 1 to 1794 code for a protein of 597 amino acids. The transcript has 5 exons. Gene Ontology annotation, biological process: DNA-templated transcription. Gene Ontology annotation, molecular function: DNA binding; zinc ion binding. Lineage: Eukaryota; Fungi; Ascomycota; Eurotiomycetes; Eurotiales; Aspergillaceae. Gene Ontology annotation, cellular component: nucleus.
AUGCAGCCUAUCAGAUCCACGCGUCGCAAGAAAGAGCUCAAGAAAGAGCACCCUCUCAUCAAGAAGUCCAAGAAAACGAAAGGCCUCAUCGGCCUUAUCGCCAAUGCGGAUGACCCCAUCACCGCAUUGUCGCCAGCGAUCGUAAUCAGCGCAGUAGAAACCUACAGAAAGAAGUUCCCCAUCACCAACUUUCUGCACUACCCUUCUUUAAUUUCCGACAUAUCCGCCAACGUCCACUCGGUCGAUUCCGUUUUCGUUGCCUCGGUUCUUUCAUUGUGCGUCCGGUUCAUGAGCAGUGAUGAACUUAAAGAAGAGGAUUUCUAUGCCGACUAUGCGCGCAAACAUCUGGCCCAGCGCGUUCUUGAAGCUCCGUCGCUCUACCUUGCCCAGUCGCUUGUGAUGAUCUCAUUCUAUGAAUGGGGGUCUGGACGACCAUAUCAAGCGUGGAUGUACAGUGGAAUGGCUACCUACAUGAUCCAAUCACUUCUCAAAAUGGCAGAUGACAGCAUGGAACACAACCCGCAAGAAUUCCACGCAUCUCAAACACAAUACGAACAACUGGUCAGGACCUACUGGUGCUGUUUCGCGCAAGACUGCGAACUGAGUUCCGGAGCACGGCAACAUUUUGCACUUUCAUUCUCUCAAAUCUCUGUACCCCUCCCAAUCAGCGACCGGGACUUUACUUUCAAUCAUAUGCCCGCUAGCAGGUUAAUGCCCGCUGAUAUGAACAAGGGGUGUGCAUUGGCCAGGGAUCUGACAAUUGAGCACGGUCUCACAAUUGUAACUCGAGGAUUCGACAUCUUCGUUCGAAUUUUGAGAUUUGCGAAUGAACAUCGACGCGCGCUGGCUUCUAUGUCUUCGGAUGAUUCCGCGACAUCACCGUUGCUUUUGACGUGGCAGAGAUUAAAAGAAGAACUGGAUGAAUGGAGGUUUCUCCAGGAUAAUACCGUUCGAUAUCCCGAUACUAGUGUUCAAUCUCACGUGGCUCUUGGGUAUGGAGAGCUGUUCGCAUAUAUCAAUUUGGUGUAUUGCAUGAGCAUACUAUUCCUUCACCGCGAUCGCUUCUUAUCAAAUCUCAAACCACAUGCCGACGUAUUCCACGACACAAAUGAUGACAUCCAAGGCGAGCCAGAUACAAUCAAACAACUCUUCGAAGCAGCCCAACAGAUUGGAGGAAUCCUCUCAGCCCUCGACGCCUCUGGCGCACCGGUUAUAUCACCAUACUCAGGCUUCAGUGUCUUCGUCGCCGCCCAUAUCAACAUGUACGGAACAAUCGCCCCACAACGAUAUCCUGGGGGCCCGGAAAGAGCGGAAGAAGAGAAGAGCAGAAACCUCGUCUACCUCGAAAGACUAAGUAAACUUUGGCCAGUUGGUCGCAGCUGGUGGCGAACGGUCCAAGAAGCAAACCGCUUCUACGAAACCGUAAAAAGUAACCAGACAAACACGGACUCAGGAAUGCACAGUCCGCGCCGCUUCGCACUGGCAGGAACACUGGACGAAUACGGCGACAUCCGAUCACGACCGAGUAGAGAUGCACACGGGACUCGAGCGGCGACUACCGAGUCGGGCGAUACUCAUAGCUCACAUGCUGCUCAUGGGAGGACAUCUUUGUCGCCCGGUCUGCAGGGUGACUCUAAUUUGGAUAGUGCUUCGCUUGGUGGCCAUCAUGAUUUUGAAACUGAUAUGUUUCAAUGGCCUUUUAUCGAUGCUUCUUGGUCUACGGGGUUUGAUGCGGGGUUGGAUGGGCUUUGGUAUAAUUCCGGGCUUUUUGAUCCGAAUCCUUCAAUUCGAUGA